Molecule: messenger RNA, 672 nt
Organism: Symbiodinium sp. CCMP2592
Lineage: Eukaryota; Dinophyceae; Suessiales; Symbiodiniaceae
Source: the annotation of a GenBank genome assembly
AUGUUGCGUUGCGCGUUGCUGGCCACUGAGUGUCAGUGUCAUGCAGGUUUGACCUUCGAUCAUCAGCUAUCCCAACAGGUGCUCGCAGACAUGUGCGCCACCAUACAGCCGCAGAUCUGGACACGCGCAACAGGAUUCAAGGCGUUCUUUGCUCCUCUGCUGCAGUGCCUGGAAGCUUCCAACAUGGCUGCAGCAUGGUCGUUGUGCUGGGUGCCUGUUUGGGCCAUCGGCCGCUCAGCCACCUACUUGCAGCUACAGGGACGGGCCGACCUGCUCGUGUGCUAUGCCAUGUUGCUGCUGAUAGCCAUGUGGUUAAAGUUUCUCUGCAUUUGGCGCUUUGCGCGCCUUUGGGCCCUUUGCGAUGGCAUCGACGUGCCCGAGAACAUGCAACGAUGCGUUUGCAACAACUAUUCACUCUCAGGAUUUUGGCGCGGAUGGCAUGCUAGCUUCAACCGCUGGCUUGUGCGCUACUUGUACAUCCCGCUGGGCGGGCGUGGGCUUCUGUGGGCAAACGUAUGGAUCGUGUUUGGCUUUGUGGUCGUGGAGCACUUGGUUGCUACGACCCGGCGCCGCAAGGCCGCUUCGUUCCCAGCGGAUGUCUCGAGGUGGCUCCGAGCAGGUGCAGGAGACACAACGUGGGACAACCCACACAGCUCAGCAAGCGCAGCAUGA